UUUUGUGUGCUGCCCACUGGUUACGGCAAGUCCCUGAUAUUCAGCCUGACUCCACUUGUUCUUAGGUACAUGGGAGUUGGGUUUGAUUGUUGCUCAAGUUUCUAUGAAGAUCACCCAAUCGUGAUAGUUGUUUCACCACUGGUCCAACUGAUGAGUUCCCAAGUAGCAGAUCUUAGGAAAAUGGGGUUGAGUGCUGCUGUUCUCACUAAUAUGGAGGAUGAGGAGCAACUGAAGUGUGGCAGUUUUGAUAUUGUGAUAGGCAGUCCAGAGGCAUGGCUUGGGGAGAAGGGUAGACAGUUACUCCUGUCUGAAGUGUAUCAGAAGAAUGUGUGCUUAGUUGCUACUGAUGAAGUACAUGUUAUACCCAGAUGGGGUUUUGAAUCUGAGAAAAAAAAAGCUUUCCGGCUAGCAUUUGGACAACUUGGUGCCUUGAGGUCUUUGGUGAGGCAAGGUGUACCAUUUAUGGCAUUAACAGCCACUGCUUCAAGGAGGACACAGCAGAAAGUAAUGAAGACCCUCAAUAUGAAGAAGCCACACAAAAUUGUCAGAUCACCUUGUAGGGCUAACAUUAAGCUUGUUGUGCACAAAGUGGACAAAAGUCUGGAAACAACUUUUGCCUGGCUUGUAAUGGAGCUGAGGACAUAUAAACAGACCAUGCCAAAGGUUUUGAUCUACUGCAAAUCUGUGAAGGAAUGCGCAGACAUUUAUGCCAUGCUUCUGGCUGAGCUGGGACAAGAUGGUCGUGUAGAUAGCAGUAAACCACCGUCAUCCCAUAAUCGUUUAUUUGCAAUGUUUUUUCAUAGCACUCCCGAUGACAAAAAACAGCUAAUUGCUAAUGACUUGCAGAAAGUUGAUGGAAAUUAUCGUGUAGUUGUGUGCACCAAUGCACUAGGCAUGGGGAUUGAUCUAAAAGACAUUAAUCUGGUUAUUAAUUAUGGCUGCCCUAGGGAUAUAGAGUCAUAUAUACAGGAAAGUGGACGUGCUGGACGUUCUGGACAGUCAUCCAUGGCCAUCUUAUAUUACUCUUCAAUGCAUUUACUUGGAACUGAUGCAGAGGUUAAACUGUAUGCCAGAAACAGUUCUGAAUGUAGAAGGAAGUUACUUUACAGAGAUUUUGGUGGGAAUUUCGAAGACAGUGGUCAUCACAGUUGUUGUGAUAUAUGUGCUAGAAGUUGUGUAUGUGAUGGGGAUUCGUGUUCAUAUGUACCGCAGACUUGUGAGGCCCCACCACCAAAGAUGGUCGAGCCAGAUGCAGCUGUGAGAGAAGUGUCCGAUGGAGAGAGACAUGUUUUAAAGAACUGCCUUCUUGAGUUUCAGUCCAACUUGGGCAAAGACAGUGAAUACCUGGAUUUGUUUAAUAUUAAUGUUAUAAAUGACAUUGUAGAUAAGGCUGCAUUUGUUGACAGUUAUGACUUUGUAAUGAAUAAAACUUCAAUUGUCCACCCCAGUCAUGCAUUGGAGAUUUUAAAAAUAUUUGAAGAGGUUUUUGAUGAGAAAUUUGAAAUUACAGAUGAAAUACAGGCAGAUUGUAAAGAAGCUGAAGUAUAUCCAGAAUGGGAAGAUAGGGCUGUUACUCUGUCAGAUAGUGAUUCGUCUGUUGACAGUGAUAUAGAUAUUUUGGAAGAAUGCAGUACAGAGGAACUGUAGUAUUAGUGACUGCUACUUCUGUUAAUGUAUAAAUAUUAUUUUUGCAUAACAGAAUAGUCAACAUGUCUUGUUAUUUCCAAGAUUAGAAGCACUUUCUUCUCUUUAACAUUGCUACAGUGCUUUACAGGGCAAGAUAGCAGAACAAGCUUAUUUUUUUCUUUUUAUAAAAUUUUAAAUCUAAUUUGGUAUUAUGAAAUGGCCUAUAGUCAAUUCUAUUUAGCUUUAAGUUAAUUCCAACUGGCCAGAGGAGUACCAUGAUACGAUUUAGCAUGCAUAUUGUUGCGUUCAAAUGUAUGGAAACAAAUUAUUUAUUUUUUUCAUUAUGAACAAAUCCCUUGUAACUAUGCGACAUGUCUUUUAUAUAUGACUGUAUUUAUGAAGUUUGUAAGUAGAUCCUUACAGUUGUACUAUUACCAGUACUUCAAUGUUGUGAACAUUGCUAGUUGUUUAAGGUGAAAAUCAUUUCAAUAAAUGCAGGUAAUGAAAAAUCCAUUAAAGAAAGGUGUUUCAA
Messenger RNA from Lingula anatina, 2158 nucleotides. Its product is annotated as ATP-dependent DNA helicase hus2/rqh1. NCBI's taxonomy places the organism in Eukaryota, Metazoa, Brachiopoda, Lingulata, Lingulida, Lingulidae. The record is from RefSeq and is a predicted model, not a curated record.